This is a messenger RNA of Eublepharis macularius, 2730 nucleotides long. RefSeq names its product hydroxyacyl-CoA dehydrogenase trifunctional multienzyme complex subunit alpha (gene HADHA). Gene Ontology annotation, molecular function: NAD+ binding; enoyl-CoA hydratase activity; long-chain (3S)-3-hydroxyacyl-CoA dehydrogenase (NAD+) activity. Gene Ontology annotation, biological process: fatty acid beta-oxidation. NCBI's taxonomy places the organism in Eukaryota, Metazoa, Chordata, Lepidosauria, Squamata, Eublepharidae. Gene Ontology annotation, cellular component: mitochondrion; mitochondrial fatty acid beta-oxidation multienzyme complex. The transcript is spliced from 20 exons. The coding region runs from base 46 to 2355 and encodes 769 amino acids. The record is from RefSeq and is a predicted model, not a curated record.
CGCCUUCGCUUCUCUCAGUCCGCUCGACCUCCCCUGUGGGCCAAGAUGGCGGCUGCUGUCAGAGCUAUCGGCAGCUUGACGCACUUCACUGCCGCCGCCAAAUAUUGCCCGUUCCGGCGCCGUCUCCCAGGUUAUGCCUGCCGAAACCUCAGCACCUCUUCGCCCCUUAAAUCUAGGACCCACGUUAGCUAUGACAUCAAAGGAGAUGUUGCUGUGGUGCGUUUUAAUGCACCAAACUCCAAGGUCAACACUCUGUCCAAGCAGCUGGAAGCAGAGUUCAGAGAAGUCAUGAAUGAAAUUUGGACCAAUGAUGCUGUCAAAAGCGCGGUCCUUAUCUCAGCAAAGCCCGGUUGCUUCAUUGCGGGGGCCGAUAUCAACAUGAUUGAAGCCUGUACCUCCAGUGAGGAAAUCACCCAGCUUUCUCAGGAAGGACAGAAGACGUUGGCAAAUCUUGAAAAAUCUCCAAAGCCAAUUGUUGCUGCUAUCAGUGGUUCCUGCCUUGGUGGAGGGCUAGAGGUUGCCAUCGCUUGCCAGUACAGAAUAGCAACCAAGGACAAAAAGACAGUCCUGGGCACGCCGGAGGUGCUAUUAGGGUUGCUUCCUGGGGCUGGAGGCACUCAGAGGCUCCCAAAGCUGGUGGGAAUUCCUGCUGCCUUUGACAUGAUGCUGACCGGAAGAAACAUUCGCGCUGACAGAGCAAAAAAGAUGGGGCUGGUUGACCAGCUGGUAGAUCCCCUAGGACCAGGUAUAAAAAGUCCUGAGGAGCGGACGCUUGAAUACCUGGAGGAGGUGGCAGUCACGUUUGCCAGGGGUCUAGCCAACAAGACAGUUUCUCGGAAAAAGGACAAGGGCCUGAUUCAGAAGGUGACAGACUACGCCAUGGCUAUUCCCUUUGUGAGGCAACAAGUCUACAAAACGGUGGAGGGGAAGGUGCGGAAGCAAACCAAAGGACUGUACCCUGCUCCCCUGAAUAUCAUCAAGGUUGUGAAGACUGGCCUGGAGCAGGGCAAUGAAACUGGCUACCUUCUUGAAUCCCAGAAAUUUGGGGAACUUGGGAUGACCCCUGAAUGCAAGGCACUGAUGGGGCUGUACCACGGGCAAGUGCAGUGCAAGAAGAACAAGUUUGGACAACCAAAGCAGCAGGUCCAGACUCUUGCUAUCCUGGGAGCAGGCCUGAUGGGUGCAGGAAUUGCGCAGGUCUCUGUGGAUAAAGGGAUGAAGACUCUGCUGAAAGAUACUGCCUUGCAGGGCUUGAGCAGAGGACAGCAGCAAGUCUUCAAAGGUUUGAAUGACAAAGUGAAGAAGAAGAACUUGACAUCGUUUGAGAGGGACACGAUCUUCAGUAACAUGACAGGACAGCUGGAUUACAAGAACUUUUCGAAGGCUGACAUGGUGAUCGAAGCCGUCUUUGAGGACAUCAACAUCAAACACAAAGUCGUAAAGGAAGUGGAAGCGGUGGUCCCUCCUCACUGCAUCUUUGCCAGCAAUACCUCUGCUCUCCCCAUCAGUCAGAUAGCUGCAGCCAGCAAACGGCCAGAGAAGGUGAUUGGGAUGCACUACUUCUCUCCUGUCGACAAGAUGCAGCUGCUCGAAAUCAUCACCACGGACAAAACAUCACAGGACACAGCUGCCUCUGCAGUCGCCGUUGGCCUCAGGCAGGGGAAGGUCAUCAUUGUGGUUAAGGAUGGCCCUGGUUUCUACACUACCAGAUGUCUUGCACCCAUGUUGGCUGAAAUCGUUCGAGUUCUCCAGGAAGGCACUGAUCCCAAGAAAGUGGACACCCUUUCAACAAAUUUUGGCUUCCCGGUUGGUGCUGCCACUCUGAUUGAUGAAGUGGGCGUUGAUGUUGCUACCCACGUCGCAGAGGAUCUCGGCAAAGCCUUCGGUGAACGGUUCAAAGGUGGAAAUGUGGAGCUGAUGAAAGCCAUGGUGGACAAAGGCUUUCUGGGCCGCAAAGCUGGGAAGGGGUUCUACAUUUACCAGGAAAGUGUAAAGAACCGGAACAUCAACACUGGCAUGGAUGAGAUCCUGGAGAGGUUCAAGAUGCCAGCCAACCCAGAAGUCUCCACAGAGGAAGACAUCCAGAUGCGCUUGGUGGCCAGGUUUGUGAAUGAGGCAGUCCUCACUUUGCAAGAAGGAAUCCUCAGUAAUCCUGUAGAGGGAGACAUUGGAGCCGUGUUUGGGCUGGGUUUCCCACCAUGUCUGGGAGGGCCUUUUCGGUACGCAGACUACUAUGGAGCCCAGCGGCUGGUGGACCGCAUGAGGAAGUAUGAGGAUGUCUAUGGGAGCCAGUUCACACCAUGUCAGCUGCUGCUUGACCAUGCCAAGGACUCCAGCAAGAAAUUCCACAAGUGAACUUGUUUGUGCCUCCGUCCACUGAUGUGUGAGCCCUCUCCCCAGCCCAAAGGAGGAAAGAGGCCUGCUGUUCAGGAAGAGAGCCUCUUGCCCAAAGGCUCAGAGGUGGCCAUGGGUAUUAACCCUUUAAGUGCCUUAGAUGCUCAGGCACUACCUCUCCCCGACACACCCUUCAUCGAGCGGAUGUUGGCCUCUCUUUAUCUGGAGAUAAAAUCAGGGUUUUCUCUUCGGUCUGAGCCUGGCACCCUGCGGUUCCAAUGCCACUAAGGGUGCAUCAGUGAUGAAUAUACAGUUCUUUCCAUGUCCAGGACAGACCCACAGGCAUAAUUCACAGAGAGAGAGAGUUCUGCAGAAUAAAUCCCAAUGUCUUGUUCA